Messenger RNA from Oryzias melastigma (Indian medaka), 2425 nucleotides. RefSeq lists its product as uncharacterized. The transcript has 5 exons. Bases 633 to 1940 code for a protein of 435 amino acids. The record is from RefSeq and is a predicted model, not a curated record. Lineage: Eukaryota; Metazoa; Chordata; Actinopteri; Beloniformes; Adrianichthyidae.
UCCUAGAAGAUGUUAAGUAACUUUAUUUGCAAAGGGAAGUGCAAUAAUAUUCAAAUCCUCAUUAAGCAUUUAUGGAAUUUCACCAAUGUCGUUGAAGAGAAAAAUUAUUUUGUGAACAUGGUGUUGAAUUGACUUUGACAACCUUUAACUACUUUGUUGAAUAAAUCAUAUAAACAGUUGAUCCUACAUGAACGCAUUUCAAACUAUAUGUAUUCACUUAUUUAUUUAUUUAUUUAUUUGCAAUUUAGGGAAAUCCACUUGCAUGAUCAUGAUGAUGUCAUGCCAUAUUUCUGACACUAGAUGUUUCCAAAAUCACACUUUUUUAUUAUUUUUUAUUACUAGUAAAUUUAAUGUUUUCACAUUAAAUAGUUUCUUUUGAGAAAUACAAACAGACAAAUAAAAACGAAAAAACUAACGUGUAUUUUUAAGACAAUUUAUAUUCCAAAACCUAAAGCUUCACUAGGUAGAGGAGAUAAACCGGUGCGUUCAGAAAUAGAGCCAAUAGUUGAAAGUGGAGGAGUUACAAAAUUGAAUAGAAACUCAACUUCUUCCUGCAACUCUUCAGAAUAAAAGAAAAAUUGCUAGAAGCCACACACCAACCUCCAGCGAACCUUUGUUGGUUCUUAGCUGCAAUGGAAAUUAGAAAAUGCCGAACGGGGAUUCUUCUCUUUAUGGUGGUAUACUUCUUCAUAGCUGUCUUUAACACAAUACCACCUAAGACAAGCCGUGUCAUCCCAAAGCCAAAGCAGCAAACUUUGCCUUUUCUGACCUCGCAAGAGAGCAUCACUCCCCUUUUCAACACCAAGCACUUCAUGGUGUCGGCUUUCAUGGACCAAAGAAGAAAAGCUCAUGAUAUCCGCAUCAUUGGAAUAUUCAAAAGAAAUUCCAUCCGUCCUCUUCACUGCUUUUUCUACUGUGGCCAAUUUUUCAAUAAAACCACUUCCGCCUCUGUUCUACAACACUUGGCUCACUUUAAAUAUCCCUACGGUCCUGCAGAUGUUCUGUGUCGCAUGCCUGAAAACUGCAGUGCAACUCAUGUGACCCUUCUGACUCAACCAAGUCCAGUUAAUGUAUCUGAUCAUAUUUGGCUGCCGAUAAGAAACAAAAAGAACCCCUAUGAGGAAAAACUGAACUUCACUGUCUGCAUUUCUACCCUCUAUGGAGAUUACAACAAUGUGCUUCAGUUUGCACAAACUCUGGAGGUGUACAAGUUACUCGGUGUGAACAGAGUGGUGAUCUAUAACACUAGCUGUGGUCCUGAACUCGACCGUCUUCUGAAGAGCUACAGCGAGGAAGGUUUUGUUGAAAUUGUUCAAUGGCCCAUCAAAAAGUAUCUGAAUCCAUCCAGUGGCUGGAAAGUUCGAGUACACAAAGGAGACCUGCAGUAUUUUGGUCAGGUCGUUACCCUCAAUGAGUGCGUCUAUAGAUCCAUGGAGCGUUCACGCUACGUCGUGCUGAGUGACAUAGAUGAGAUCCCAAUGCCAUAUCAACACAACAACCUCAACUCUCUGAUGGCAUCACUGCAUCGAAAACAUCGAAAGGUAGCAGUGUUCAUCCUUGAAAGUCAUGUCUUUCCUAAAAUAUAUUUUGAUCCAAGUGAAAGAUUCCGUCUCCCUCAAUGGAGCAAUGUGUCAGGAAUUAAUAUUCUGGAGCACAUCUACAGAGAAGACCCUGACAGGAAGAAGUUCCUACAUUUCAAGAUGAUAGUUCAACCAAAGCGGGUGGAGCAGACCUCCGUACACGAUGUUCUCAGGAAAUUUGGAGGAAGCCUUAGAGUUCCGUGGAAACUCUGUCGCUUCAUUCAUAUUCAUGUCCCCCGACGUACAUCAUUAAAGCUGGAGGAGCUAAAAGUGGACAAACGACUGUGGGACUUCCAGGAAAAACUGAUUCCCAACGUGGACAAGGCUCUGCAGAGAGCAGGACUGCUGACAGAGAGUUAGACACUGCGGAAUACAUUUUAGCUGUUAGGAUACUCAUCUUUAUUCAUUUGAAAUGUGAGAAGCAAAGGGGAGGUGGACAAAAGUUUACAUUGAAAAAGUACUUGCUGUUUUUUACCAUAUGAAAUGUAUUAGAAAACCCAACAAAGAAUGAGGAACUCUUAUGGAUUUUAGAACAUUUACUUGACACGUGCAGCAAUGCCGAAUCCGAAUUCUGCCCCUCCGGCUUCUCCCUACCCCUCCAAUUGAAGGGGCGUUUGAAGUGAAAGGGGUGUCCGAAAUAGUUUUUAAGGGUAGAGCGAAGGGGUUUUGAAUUCUGUAUCCCUCACAUUGUGCUGCAGAGAAGACGAUUUCUUCAAGAGUGUGCUCUGAAACAAAGAAGUUUUCAUUUAAAUGUAUGUAAUGACUUGAUAUUUUUGCAGCUAUCUUUUUAUUUAAAGUAAUAUUAAAAAGUUACAUUUUUAAAGUUUUAAAAAUAUAGUUUUAGU